Molecule: messenger RNA, 4550 nt
Organism: Pyricularia oryzae 70-15
Lineage: Eukaryota; Fungi; Ascomycota; Sordariomycetes; Magnaporthales; Pyriculariaceae
Exons: 3
Coding region: 502-3126 (874 amino acids)
Molecular function (GO): protein binding
Source: RefSeq, a predicted model, not a curated record
GGUUACUUGCUUCCUUCUUCACUUUCAUCCCACCAGCUCGACCCUUUUUUUAAGACUUGGCAUCCUGGCUUGUAACACAUGCGAAGGGUCUACUUUAUCCUAUGGUCUUCAUUUCUUUUUUUCGGUGCCUCGAUGCCUUAUUCCAUCCGCAUGACAGCAUCGCAUACCUCUAUUCAGAAUUUACUCGCCUCACCACAGUUCGCCCGACCAACUCAUGGGUUUCUUUAACACGCUUUCGGUUAGCUGUGGCUGACCUUUCGCCCGACUGCACUGCAUCACAAUCGUCCUAGCUGGUCGGUCUUUUUGCUACCCCAGUUCACUUGCGACGGACCACUACGCGCUGUACGACACCGGCGAGAACCUCUCCGGUCAUCGCGUUCCUCCAAACGGGUGGACUCAUCCGUUGUUCGAGUGGGGACCGCAUUGCCAUUUGCUCUGCCUGUAUAUCUGACUGCAAGUGUGUUUUUAUUCCUCUGCAGGCUCGAGGUAGCUACCUGCAAGAUGCAAUGCAGAAGCCUAAAAAAUAGCUUAGCCAUAAUGCCCAAACGAUCCGCAUCGAAAUCGCCAGCAUCACCACCCAAGAAAGUACGUCCAUCUAUGCAGCCCGAGGAUUUGGAAAUAAUGGUUCCGGAGCCUCAUAGAAAGUGGCCCAUCGACCAAGUGCCAGUCGAGAUAUUCCAACUCAUCUGCGACUUCCUCCCCCGCCCCUCGGUGCAAUGCAUGCGCCUAGUGUGCCGCGAGUUCGACCGCAUGGUCUCGGCCCACUACUUUCGGAACGUCGUCGCACCAUUCCGGGCCGCCCUCUACGGAUCCCCAGAUAAUCACAGCGGCGCCUUGGCUGUGGGUAGUGCUGGCGGGGAGGAGCUUCGCACCGUUUUCCACGUAUUUGGCGAACACAUACGGGCGUUUGCCCUGGCGCUCGAGCUCAACGAGGUCGAUUUGGCUUUUCCUCCUGAGAAGCUCACACAGCAGGUCGUGAAGACGCCCUGGGGCCUAUACCGGUGGCCGCUCAGAGAUUACCAACGAUACAGUGACCUGGAGGCUAUAGAAGAUCAGGCCGAUGAGACGGCGCUGCUCACCAGCUCAUUCCGCAAGCUCAGCCAGCUGAGUGAGCUCGGUCUGUCUUGCGAUGCUGGUCUCGGUUAUCUCCAGGGUCCCGACCUCAACAAAUAUGCGCCGCGUACUCUGCCCCGCGUCUUCAAGAGCGCCCGGUACGAGCCCGAGGCUCUCACCAGCCACUCAAUGGAUGGCACCGUCGAGAACGGUAGGGCCCGUCGAUAUGAUCAACUUCAACGAAUGAUGGUUAAUGCCGGGUACUCUGCCGAGGAAAUUCCAGGAGCCAUUGACUAUCUCAAAACUUGUGAAGGUCGAGCGUCACCUCGAAAGUAUACAGAAGACGAGGGCAUGAUGCCGAUAGUCGACUCUUCUGAGGUGGGAUAUGAAAACGCCCAUGUUGCCCCCUCUGAUGUGCUACCCAGGCCUGAGGCUCUGUUGUUGGAUGAUGGCACAGAUGAUGAGCCGCUAGCCGAGGUCGACGUCAACGGCGCUGCUGUACAGAACCCUGUGCCACCAUGGUUCGACAUAAACAGGUGGGCAACCAAGACGACCAAGCAAAUCAAAAGCAAUCCUUUGGAGCCGCAAGACCUGACGGCCGCGCAGAGAGAGAUGCUGUUGGAGAUGUCCUGGGCCCACGAUGCUCUGGUGCAGUCGUUUGUCCUAUCGGUCACUGACAAUUACGACGCGUUCAGUAAUGUCAUGAGCUUCAACAUUGCCCGCAUCCCUGCUCAUCUUGUCCACACGCUCGCUCGUCCCACCUUCUGGGAUAGCCUGCCCAACGUUUGGGAAUUCUCCCUCGGCGUAAUCCCAGAUUGGCGCGAGGUUCACAAGCGCAACGGUGUGAUUGAAGAUCAGCCUCUUUCACCUCUAGACGCUACUGGCCCGACCUACCGAUUAUUGCAGGCGGUCGCAUCGCGGAAGAAUAUCAAGAAGCUUCACUUUGAGUGGAUCUGCGGCGGCGAGUUGGGCGUCGGGGCUGGCCAGCGAAAUCGUUAUGUUCUGCCUGCACCAUUUGUUCCUGACCCUAGGCUGAUGGUCAAAUGGGACGUUUUGACGAACGACGCCACAUCUCACAGGGUUCUCCAGUUGCCUCACAUCACCGAGAUGUCUCUGAAGAACUGCUGGUUCAGCCCCCACGUAUUCCUUCAUACUGUGCAGUUCAUGUCGGCGUCCUCCUUAACGACGCUAAAGCUGAAUACGGUCUCAAUCACUGGCCCGGUUCAGCGCAUAGUCAGCGUCAGCUAUCUCCCUCACAAUGGCGGUGCUGACAGAAUCCCGAACGCGUGGCCAUGGCCUUUGUGCAUGGGUGCCUCCCCUGGGCGGCCUUACACCUUCCAGGAAAACGUUGCUCAGGUGCCAAACGCCGUGCAGCCGCCGGUUCAGUGGGCAAACGCGGCACCAGCUCCCAAUGUCGCUCAGACCACAGCAACCGCGUCGCCGCCGAGCAGCCAAGCCUGGCAAGGUCCCUUACGGGAUCAUUGGGUGCCUAUUCCGGAGUUCCUGUCAUGGGCACACAUUCUCAACGAGAUCACGCCGGGCCAGACUCUACUUGAAAAGUACCACGACCUUGCUAGCGACCCAUUUGACCAGAGCGAAAAACGCUUCCAAGAACUUCAGGGCCGUCUGAAGAAGCUUGGAAAGAAUUUAGAACGCACACGCAAACGUGGUCUCCAUACAAUCGAUUUCAAGUCCUGUGGCUACAUCCUUGUUGACGCUGAGCAUAUCAACAACCACGCCCUAAUACCCUCAGGGCCGCGGAACGUCGCCAUGCUGCCUUCGAUGAUCGACAAGUUGCGCUGUCUCGAUGGAUAUAUGCUCAAGUCCACUGCUACGUUGCUCGGCAAGAUUAUGGACGAUUUCACUGAGGGUGAGCAAAAUAUAUUGAGACACGCCUUCGACAUGUCAUUUGGCUGGACUGGUGUAUAUGAGCCCGAGGUGGAGCACGCAGCGCACGAGGACGGCUUUCUCGAGCAAGGUCAUUGUCGCUUCUCGGGCGGCUGGGAAAAAGGUGAACCGCGCCCUCUCACGCUUCGAAUGCCGCCGAUGAGCAUCCCUACCCACGAGCGCUAGUGGCUACUCGCACGUAGCUGCCCAUGCAUCUCUUUUGGGAAAGGCAAGAAGAAUUGUCUCCGCCUUUACGCCCAUCGAAUCGCCGAGCGUCUGCAGGAUUCUGACUUGCCGACCCAUCGCGCGUUAAAGAGGCUUGAGAUGCGCCUCGAUGAGUUGAAAUCUACAUCGACUUCAGCCCUUGAAACGAUUGCACCAGUUGUGCAACCCAGCUCGAGUGUGCCCCGGGGUCGACACAGCAUCCCUGGGCCCUACCCAUACGAUUUCAACAUCAAACUUGAACCUGCCACCGUUUACGAUAGUGUUGCCAGGGACUCCAGUGGGCUUUGCGAGUUCAUCAGAAAGCAUUUUAAUCUUCACGACGACUUUGACUUAUUCGAGUUGGAUGAGCAGUCGGAGGAAACGCCAAAUAGCUAUGAAGAUGCAUUCGGCUCCAUGUUUCCGUGGUACUGGGGGAACAGGCUUGCCAGGCUUGCGAGGGAGCCAAGGCUCAUUGUCAACUUGGCCAAGUUCGUGUUGGGUAAGGCGGAGCCCGUCUACUGGAGCAUGCAGCCUGCCACCCCAGCGGCCCGACGGGUACAGAUGGAUGAGGCUAUUUUUCUUGUCCUUGAGAAUUGCCCCGGGCCAGUUAUGACCCUUCCUAUGGCAGCGGCUACUGAUGCUGCCUAUGUUGCGGCCGUGCGCUGCCGGGAGUUGGAAGUUGAUCACAACAAAACCUUGAGCAAAGCUGGUGAUAGCAAGGCACUAGAUUCUGAGGAGACUAGAACAGGAUCAAGUGAGAAGAUUUCGGCCGCUGUCAGUAGUUCCCAACUUGUGGUUGACGAAUACGGCAACGGAUCGCUAAAUGGGGAACAGUUUGACGUAGACGUCCUGGAACUGGCGCUUCGCGGUACGCAUCUCAGCGCCCAGCAUUGAUUGAUGAGAUGUACUGGUCGACAGUUUACUGCCACUUGGUGAAUGUUUCAUCAGCCCUAGGCAGCGCUUGUCGAUCAUGAUAGAUGACAUCCCAACCGAGAACCGAAAGAAGCCCUCGGAACUCUUGUCACUGCACAACUUGCAGGAUUUGAUUUCUGUCGCGGAAACUUGUUUUGCUGCUUCAAACCCUCCCCUUUGAGAGUAAAAUAUCGCUUUUUGGUUGUCUUGAGACGUGCGCAUUCUGAACUAAGCACGAUCACGUCCGGGGUUCAGCGUUCAUUUUAUACAUACCGUCUCGUGCUGAUGGUAGCUGGGAACAUUGGCUUGGCUAAUAUCAUCGACAAAAAAGCUCCCAUUUAUUUGGGACAAAUAGGCUUUGGGUCGACCAUCGAUCGCUUGUUUUGUUGUCUGUAAACUCUUGUUUCGGGAUGCUCUCUCAGGUUAGAGAGGCCCCGGGUAUUCGCAUAGCAUUUUUAAUAUGAAUAAACACCCGUAAUCUGCACAUGUAAACA